UUCGUUGGUGAGAGUUACUUGUUUUUCGUCACCUUCUACCUCAACAUUUUUGUCACACGAAAGGAACAUGUACCAUUAUGUUUUUUUAAUUUUUGUUGUUGUUGAUAUUAAGAAUGUACCACUAUGUUAGAUAACCAACAUAUCAUUGGUCGUAUGAGCUUUGGUUGCUAGAUUUACCAACUACAAAAGAAACCAAAUUUUAAUAAAGGAAAAAUAAAAGAAGGGUGUUUAGCCAUAUAUUUGCAAUAAUGAACGAUUUGUUCUCAAAUUCCUUCAAAAAGUACACUGAUUUAAAGGAACAAGCUUACAUUGAUGAUGUUGAAUCAGGGAAUAAAGAAAGUGUGAAUCUGGACAAAUUCUUCGAAGACGUGGAGAAUGUAAAAGAAGAUAUGAAAACGGUGGAGAAACUUUAUAAAAAUUUACAAGAAGCAAAUGAAGAAAGUAAAACGGUUCACAAUGCUAAAACCAUGAAAGAACUUCGAUCUCGAAUGGACAAAGAUGUAGAACAAGUACUGAAACGUGUGAAAUUCAUUAAAGGAAAACUAGAAGCUUUGGAUCGUUCCAAUGUAGCUAAUAGAAACAUUGCAGGGUGUGGUCCAGGUUCAUCAGCAGAUAGAACUAGAACUUCAGUGGUUAGUGGUUUAGGUAAGAAAUUGAAAGAUAUGAUGGAUGAUUUUCAAGGGUUGAGAGCAAGAAUGCAAUUUGAGUAUAAAGAAACAAUUGAACGUAGAUAUUUUACAAUAACAGGGGAGAAAGCAGAUGAAGAAACUAUAGAGAAUUUGAUAUCAAGUGGUGAAAGUGAAAGUUUUUUGCAAAAAGCAAUUCAAGAACAAGGGAGGGGUCAAAUUAUGGAUACAAUAUCUGAAAUUCAAGAAAGACAUGAUGCUGUUAAGGAAAUAGAGAAGAAUUUGAUUGAGUUGCAUCAAGUGUUUUUAGAUAUGGCAGCUUUGGUUGACUCUCAAGGACAACAACUUAAUAACAUAGAGAGUCAUGUUGCACAUGCUAGUUCUUUUGUCAGAAGAGGGACAGAUCAACUUGAAGAUGCUAAAGUGUAUCAAAAGAGUUCUAGGAAGUGGACAUGUUAUGCAAUACUUCUUUGUAUUGUUCUUGUAGUUGUCAUUCUCUUUCCUCUCUUGAUAUCAUUUUUACCUCAAUUCUUUAGAUGAAGGAAUGAGACAGAAUAACAAUCGAAUAUGACUCAUAUGCUUUUAAUUAAUUUUGUGAUGUGAUAGUUGA
Molecule: messenger RNA, 1236 nt
Organism: Cicer arietinum (chickpea)
Lineage: Eukaryota; Viridiplantae; Streptophyta; Magnoliopsida; Fabales; Fabaceae
Product: syntaxin-124-like
Biological process (GO): vesicle fusion; intracellular protein transport; exocytosis
Cellular component (GO): endomembrane system; SNARE complex; plasma membrane
Molecular function (GO): SNAP receptor activity; SNARE binding
Source: RefSeq, a predicted model, not a curated record